AUGGCCGCCUCCUCGUCCUGGAUCCUCCUGCUCCUGGCCGCCACCUUCACAGCCAGCGCCAGCGCGGCGACCUUCACCAUCAAGAACAACUGCGGGUUCACGGUGUGGCCGGCGGCGACGCCCGUGGGCGGGGGCACGCAGCUGAACCCGGGCGGGACGUGGACCAUCAACGUCCCCGCCGGCACCAGCUCGGGCCGCGUGUGGGGCCGCACGGGCUGCUCCUUCAACGGCAACAGCGGGAGCUGCCAGACGGGCGACUGCGGCGGCGCGCUCGCCUGCACCUUGUCCGGGAAGCCUCCCAUGACGCUGGCCGAGUUCACGAUCGGUGGCAGCCAGGACUUCUAUGACAUCUCGGUCAUCGACGGCUUCAACAUCGGCAUGGCCUUCUCCUGCAGCACCGGCGUGGGGCUGGUGUGCAGGGACUCGAGCUGCCCCGACGCGUACCACCAGCCUAACGACAUGAAGACCCAUGCGUGUGGCGGUAACAGCAACUACCAGGUCACCUUCUGCCCGUGA
Molecule: messenger RNA, 516 nt
Organism: Miscanthus lutarioriparius
Lineage: Eukaryota; Viridiplantae; Streptophyta; Magnoliopsida; Poales; Poaceae
Source: the annotation of a GenBank genome assembly